This is a messenger RNA of Aspergillus pseudonomiae, 834 nucleotides long. RefSeq names its product putative L-cystine transporter. Gene Ontology annotation, biological process: L-cystine transport. The record is from RefSeq and is a predicted model, not a curated record. Bases 1 to 834 code for a protein of 277 amino acids. Gene Ontology annotation, molecular function: L-cystine transmembrane transporter activity. Lineage: Eukaryota; Fungi; Ascomycota; Eurotiomycetes; Eurotiales; Aspergillaceae. The transcript has 2 exons. Gene Ontology annotation, cellular component: vacuolar membrane; fungal-type vacuole.
AUGUUGAACAACACCUGGGCACAAAGCAUCUCCCAAGUCUUGGGCUGGGCCUAUUUCGUCCUGUGGUCCCUGUCCUUCUACCCGCAAGUCCUGCAUAACCACCGUCGCCGCUCGACGGAGGGCUUCUCCGUCGACUUUGCCCUGCUCAACCUCCUUGGAUUAACCGCAUACACCAUUUUCAACGCCUGUCUCCUCUUUUCGCCGGUCGUGCGCGCCCAGUAUGCUCAGCGACAUCCCCAGGGCCCCGAACCAACCGUCCGAUGGAACGAUUUCAUAUACGCUCUCCACGGAUCCCUGAUCUGCUGCUGGAUCAGCAGCCACUUCCUCUGCACACAGUUCUGGAACUUCAAGUCCAAGUCACAGCGUGUAAGUGUCUCGACUCUCGUAACUAUCUGGGGCUGCGUGGGGGUAGUCACCCUAGCCAUUCUGUGGGCCCUAGUUUCAGCGUCUUGGGAAUGGAUUGACGUGGUCUACAUGGUUGGCAUGAUCAAGGUGUUCCUAACGGCCGUCAAAUACACACCCCAGGUGGUGAUGAAUUACUGGCGACAGUCGACGGCCGGGUUUUCCAUCGGAGCGAUCCUGCUGGAUCUGGCGGGCGCGGCGUUGUCGCUGAUGCAGCUGGUGCUGGACUCCUCGUUGCAGGCGGACUGGUCAGGCACUGUCGGUAAUGGAGCCAAACUCCUGCUGGGUAAUAUAACUGUUCUAUUCGAUAUCAUCUUUAUCUUUCAGCACUUUGUGCUGUAUCGCGAGCGGCCGCUGAGGGGGAAGCAAGGGUUAUCGGAGCACGAUCCUCUCUUGGAUAGUGGGAACGACUCAGUCAUUAUUUCAACAUAG